Molecule: messenger RNA, 708 nt
Organism: Rasamsonia emersonii CBS 393.64
Lineage: Eukaryota; Fungi; Ascomycota; Eurotiomycetes; Eurotiales; Trichocomaceae
Exons: 5
Coding region: 1-708 (235 amino acids)
Biological process (GO): autophagosome assembly; protein folding in endoplasmic reticulum
Cellular component (GO): membrane; EMC complex; endoplasmic reticulum
Source: RefSeq, a predicted model, not a curated record
AUGCACGGAGUACAGUCAAAUGCUGCCUUAGUCGGACGGUCUUGGCGUGUCCUGUCAACCACCGAGAUCAUCACCGAUACGUACCAGUGCACAACUAUUGCAAAUCAAUCAAUCCAUUGCAAUUGCAAUAAUAACUACGGAGUAUAUUCCUACGAACAACCGCGACACAAACAAACAAACAACCGCAAGAGAAAACCAGGGAAAAGAGACGAGAGGAAAAAAACAAUGCCACCGACAAAACAGGAGCUUUCGCUCCUUGUCCACCCACUCGUCCCGGAAGCGGUGCAGCAUAACAAUCGGGUCCUUUCCCAACUCCGCUCCCUAACAGCCUUCCUCCUCGGCAUCUCAGCCGGAAUCCUCGGUCUGCAAUCCACCGCGGGGUUUCUGUACUACCUCGUCGGCAUGGCAUUCGUGUCAGCGCUGGUGCAAGUCUUCCUCAUCUGGCGCACUCCGGAAGGACGAGUUGCUGGCGCGGGGGCGUUUUUUCCUGGAAGUAGUGGGGGGGAGAUUGAGGGGAUUGAGCAGCAGCAGCAGCAGCAGCAGAGGUGGGGGUGGAUUAAUGCUGGUGAGGAGAAGAAGACGAAUAACAAGAAGGUGAUUGCGAGAAAGGGUGCUUGGAGAGAUGUCUGGCUUGGUGGGGGUGUUAUGGGUGAGGCGUUGAGUGGGUUUGUCUUGGGUUGGGCUGGGGUUGGGGGUGUGUUGCGAUGA